AGUAGUGAAGGUUAGUGUCUCUGUGUUCAUUUUGAAUGAAGACAUGUUCACCGACCUGUGAAUCUUCUCUCUUUCUCCCAAUGUGGUCACACAAAGCCCCAGUCUUCUAAGGAAGAUCUGGAUCUGGAAUAGGCUUAUUGUAGUUGGCCCUUUAUUGUUUUGAAGGGCUUAAGAGGUUGUCCAUGAGAGUUGGCUGUCUCUCAUUCCGCCAGCCUUAUGCUGGCCUGAUAUUGAACAGUGUGAAGACAGUGGAGACCCGAUGGAGACCUCUGCUGGCUGAGCUGCAGGACUGCACCCUGGCCAUUCACAUAGCUCACAAAGACUGGGAAGAUUUGGGAUGGAGAGAGAUCCUCACUCACUCACUGCAAAUGAGCGAGUCCCAAAUACAGAGCCUACUAGCUGAAGGGGAGAAGUUUGGCAGAGGAGUAAUUGUCGGAUUAGUUGAUAUCGGAGAGACCUGGCAAUGUUCGAGUGACAUAAGUCCCGAGGAAAUGAGGUUGCUAGAGGGACAGGCGGUUCUUCGGGGAUUGGAGCACAAAUAUCUCACCACUUUGUCCAAACCACGAUGGCUGCUUGAGCCAGUUCCAGCCAGAGGGCACAAGGAUGUAUGGAUGGUUGAUAUUCCUGAUGAACUGAUUCCAUGAUGACCGAAUUAAAAAUAUCUGACUGAUAAGAAGGAAUUGAGCAGAACUACUGCAAUCUCGAAUACUGGAACAAGUAACUGCUGGCUAACUAAAGGAGCAGGAAAGUAUUAUUUUUAAUUCGUUAGUUUUUGUUAUGUUACUACAUGUGUAUUGCUACAGUUGAUAAUGUGAAAAAAGCAUUGUGAAAUGCACUGUAUUCACCCUCAACAAAAAAAAAGUGGUAUAUGUUACAAUAAAG
Messenger RNA from Stegostoma tigrinum, 882 nucleotides. RefSeq lists its product as uncharacterized. NCBI's taxonomy places the organism in Eukaryota, Metazoa, Chordata, Chondrichthyes, Orectolobiformes, Stegostomatidae. The transcript has 3 exons. The record is from RefSeq and is a predicted model, not a curated record. The coding region runs from base 183 to 644 and encodes 153 amino acids.